UCAAUUGCGGUUGAUCACGAUUAAGCUUGGUGAAAGCCAAGCCCUUAUAUUGGGUAAUUCCAUUUCACGUAUGAUACGCAUGAUGUAUCAUUUAUCCUUGCUAUUCACCGAAUGUCAAACAAGGAUAAAUGAUGCAUUAUACACGUAAUGCGUGAAACGAAAUCUUAGAAGAGUGGGAUAGAACGUACAAAUACACGAAGUGCCAACUCACUUAUUGCACUGACGUACUAUAUAUACCGCGGUAUAUCGUAUUUGUUUAUCACUGGUUACGCGAUUUAUACCUUGCUCUCACGAUUUUAUCUUACUUGACUUUUGUGAACAUUUCAUUCGAUAUCAUAUUAUCACAGUAAGUAUUCAGAUGUCUUUCGUGGGAAAAGUUGUCCUAAUAACAGGGGCUAGUUCAGGAAUAGGUGCUGCAACAGCUAUUCACUUAGCUCAGCUUGGGGCAUCAUUGUCGAUAAGUGGACGUAAUAAGGACAAUUUAGAGAAGGUAGCUAAACAGUGUGAACAAUCCAAGCCAUUCAUCGUAACGGGAGAAUUAACUAAUGAGAACGAUGUGAAAAAUAUUAUCGAUUCGACAAUCAAGCAUUAUGGAAAAUUAGAUGUUUUAAUUAACAACGCCGGUAUUUUGGCAAACGGUAGUAUAGAGAACACAAGCUUAGAACAAUACGACAAGAUUUUCAACGUAAAUGUUCGCUCAGUGUAUCAAUUAACAAUGUUAGCAGUGCCACAUUUAAUCAAGACGAAGGGCAGCAUUGUAAAUAUCUCUAGCGUAAAUGGAUUACGAUCUUUCCCAGGUUGUCUGGCAUAUUGCAUGAGUAAGUCGGCCCUGGAUCAAUUUACGCAUUGCGUUGCUUUAGAUUUGGCACCAAAACAGGUGCGUGUGAAUGCCGUAAAUCCUGGCGUUAUAGUAACAAAUCUACACGAAACCAGUGGAAUGGACAAAGAUCAGCUUAAAAACUUUUUCGAUCGCAGUAAACAAACGCAUGCUCUAGGAAGAACGGGCAAUGUUUGGGAAGUUGCAAAGACUAUUGCAUUUCUAGCGAGCGACGAGGCUAGUUUCAUAACAGGAGCAACAUUACCUGUGGAUGGAGGUAGACAUGCCAUGUGUCCUCGUUAAAAUCUUAAGUCGUCUGCAUAAAUGAUACAUAUAAUAUUGAAUAUACACGCACGCACGCGCGUGCACGCGCGCACACACACACACACACACACACACACACGCAUGCACACACAGAGGUAGUAACUAGUUAAAAUGUUAAAAGUUAAUAACUAUAAAUGGCGGACCAAUCAGAGAAAAGAAUAUUAUCCACUUUACUCUCCCUUCUUUCUCUCUGGUAAAUAUAUUUCUCUCAUAAGAUUCUCUCACAAGAUUUUGACAAAAACGACUUAUGGUGUGACUCUUAUUACAUAUAAGUAACUUAUAUGUGAAUAAA
Messenger RNA from Acromyrmex echinatior (Panamanian leafcutter ant), 1433 nucleotides. RefSeq lists its product as uncharacterized. The record is from RefSeq and is a predicted model, not a curated record. Lineage: Eukaryota; Metazoa; Arthropoda; Insecta; Hymenoptera; Formicidae. Gene Ontology annotation, molecular function: oxidoreductase activity.